GUCCCUGUUGAGUCACCGUGAAAUUAGAGUGUCAUAUCGUGAACCACCGUCAAAAUUCAAAGUAUUCUACAUUCAAUCACCGGAAAUGUCUAAAGGCUUCAUUACAAAAAUAAGUAACUUGGGUACCGCCCAUCACAAUGGAAGCAUUACAGUGAACGAAUCGAUCCAAGGUACCAUCUGCGCAGUACAUAACGUUAUGAAAGGCGGAGAUGGCUUCCCUAUGGUCCAACACCAAAUGCUUGAGGUGCGUCCGAGAAACUCUUGCAGAGUGAAUUCUAGCAGUCCAACAAGGAGGAGGAAGAGUAGUUGUUCGAGAUCAAGAAGCCGAAGUAGGAACGAUUGUCAGCAGAUACCAACAAAAGAGUGGACGGUAAAGGCCAGUACGGUAUAUCAUAACUUUAGUGCAGAGAAAGGGGAGCCAGAUCAACAUCAAGGAUUGAUGAAUAACGUUACUAUCGCGAAAUCUGAUAGUUGUCCAUGUCCUGUCAGUGCUUCUAUGGCAAGACAAUGUUCGUGCAGCGGCAAAAACCCGAAAUCCCGCAGUGUUUUGGAAGUCCCCUGCAUCAGUCCGCAUAUCGCCGAACACAUUUACUCGACAGACGAGGUGGUCAAUGGCUUAAAGAGGGAGAUAGAGAACGUGAAGAGCCAGCUAAUGGUUAUGAGAUCUGCUCCUGAGAAGAAAUCAUCUACGAGCAAAGAUCCGACAGCAAAACAAGUCUACCAGCUAUCCAAGGAGAACAAACAUUUGCGUAAAGAGUUAGAGCAGAAGAGACAGUUGUAUCAGGCUACCGUGAAGGAGAUGCAUAAGUCUAAGGAUAUUUUGUCAGAGUAUGAAAAGCAGGUGGGCCUGUUACAUGAACAAGCAAUCAAAUCUUCGAAAGUGAUGAAGCAGAGCAAAGAAAAAUUUUGCCAGUGCAUUAAACAGAAAGACAAUAUGAUCGAUAGAUUAAAACGUCAAUGCGAAGAGCUCCAUAGAGUUGUCGGGGACAAAGAAAUGAAAUACGAGUCACUCCGGAAGAGUUUCGACGAUUUGCAAGUGAUGUAUGUGGACAAUACUAAACAGUAUGAUCUUAUGACUGAACAAAAUCAAAAUGUUUGUGAGUGUCUAAAAUUGAUGGAAGGACAGUUAGAGGCUUCGGUUAAGGAAGUUGAAUAUUAUAAAAGCGAACUGGAUAGAAUGGAUAAGCUUGUAGCGGAUUUCAAGUGCGAAUUUUGCGAAAAAGUAAACUCGGGAGCUAAACAACAAAGUGAUAAAUAUGAGGAACGUAUAAAGGAAUUGGAAAACAAGGAAAAUGUUCUGAAAGAUGAAAUAGCUUCAUUGAAUGAACAACUGAACGAUACAGCAAACAAAGAGGGUGCUUUGAAAGAGUUACGAGAAAAAUGUGCAUGCUUAGAAGAAAAGUUGGAAGGCUAUCAGAAGUAUAUGGCCAAAUGUCAAGAUUUGGAGGACGAAUAUCAACAGCAAUGUAGGGAGGCAAUCGAAAAAGAAUCAAAAUACUUAAAGGAAAGAGAUGAACUAAGAUCGUUAGUUGAAGAGCUGACAGCAGUUGUCCAACAAAAUAAAGUUACAUUGCUUCAACUAUCUGAGAUAAACAAAGAACAAGAGGCACUUAUUUUGUCUCAAGGUGCCGUUUUAUCAGAAAAAGAAGAGAAAAUGAAAUCUGUUGAGAGUGAAAUAGACUGUUUGAAACGUCAAAGUCUGGAGUUGGAACAAGAAGUCGAAGAUCUCAGACAAGCUCUAUCAGGUCCAUGUACCAAAGAUACUUGUCUAAGCUUAUCACAUCAACUGGAUGAUCUGAAGUAAGCAUCACGCGAUCUUCUGAUUUCAAGGCAUUCCUUUAUUUUUUCUGCUGUACAAUUCAAGCGCAAAGAACUUUACCGCUUUCGAAGUAUUAUAUUUCUAGAGCCAUAAAGUAUUUUGCGCUCAAGUAGAUGUUGUUGGUUUUAAGAGUGGCCUUAGAUAGUGAAAGGGACAACAAGCUUGUCAAAGAGAAGAUAAUUGAAGACCAGUCGCAUACGAUUCAGUUUCUGCAACAACAAAUUAAGGACAGAAUUGCUGAGCUGAACCGAUUCAAAGAAGAAACCAGUAUCACUGAAAAAGAGAUGAUGAAAGUCUCCAGAAUCUUAGACAAGAAGCAGGAGGAACUUGACCAUGAGUCUAAAGAAAAGGAACAGCUUGCCAAAAAGCUGAAGGGGACAAGGUUGUUUGAUGCAGAUCACUAUGCUCGUCGAGUGUAUUCGACCUGGAUAUUAGGACAGCCCCGUCUUAAUUUUCAUUUCUGCAGAACAGCCCUCUGGACAGAUGAAGCAACAUUCGCAAGGCGUGGUAUUACAAAUCUGAGAAACCUACAUAGGUGGAAAUCAGAAAAUCCCAAAGCUAAUGUUUUCCCAGAAGUUGCAGUCCUAUCGAAAGCUGCCGUUGAAACCAGGAGCAAAAUAUGAUUCUUGCUGCAUAAUCUGGCUCAUCAAGAUCCUGAACUCUUCGAAAAUGAAAUUGGAAUACCAGCGAAACGCCUUGAUGAAUGAAAUGACUGAACUUGACAAGAAACUUCGACAAUGCAGCGCUAAUCAAGAACUUGGGGAAGGAAUGCAAGAAUCGAUAAUGUUACUACAGAACGAGCUUGAACACAUUACGAUAGGCGACUCCAGCACCAGUUCAUACAUUACGUCCCAAUCAUAAACGUCUAGAAGACACCGUUUCGCUCACCCAGAUCUCAACUACAAAAAUCGACACCCAGCGACGUCAAUGGGAAGAACAACGUUGCCAGCUAGCCAAUGAGAAAGCAAAGGCCAUGUCAGCUGCACAGUUUGCUACCAAGAAACUGUUGGAAACAGUAGCUGACUUCCAGCUGCAGGUUAACGCUCAAAAAGGGUCCAGUACAUGCUCACGAAAAUGCUUCAUGAGAAAGAGGAUGAACUUAGGGCUGUUAGAGAAAAGAUUUUAUUGUCUCCAUUAAGUUGGAAUUUACCUACCGCAUGAUUGCAGAUUUGUAAGAAGCAAUGCAAUAUUAGUUAAAAUUAUUCGGAGAUUAUGACGCAUGUGCUUAAUUUUGAUUGACUUCUGAAAAGCAAGAUUAUCUUUCUUCAAUAAACACCAUGAGCCAGGAGACCGACAAAGAUGUGUCUGCUGACGAACUGUACCGAGGCAACACAGAAUCAACGUAUUCAACAUUUUCGAAUAUUUCAAAAAAAUUGACGAAGCCCAGAACCUGUGACUCAUCUUGCCCAUGUCUUGGAUCAUCUAAGAGUAACGUCCAGCACAUCAUAUCCCUAUUGACAAGAUCUGAUCAUAAACCUUCAUGUGACAGUGAGCCAGCUGUUCGGUGUAUAGCUUGAUUACAUUUCGUGUUCUUUUUUCGAUUUUUGUUAUGUUUGGAUAAACUGUUUGAGUGUAAGGCAAAUAAAUUCAUUACUUAUUGAA
Messenger RNA from Acanthoscelides obtectus, 3421 nucleotides. The record is from the annotation of a GenBank genome assembly. NCBI's taxonomy places the organism in Eukaryota, Metazoa, Arthropoda, Insecta, Coleoptera, Chrysomelidae.